Messenger RNA from Marchantia polymorpha subsp. ruderalis, 2124 nucleotides. The record is from the annotation of a GenBank genome assembly. Lineage: Eukaryota; Viridiplantae; Streptophyta; Marchantiopsida; Marchantiales; Marchantiaceae.
GGGAAUUCAAGUGGCACUACAACGUAACAACGUCCGCUGCUCAACCGGCUUUCGAUUUAAUGUUGACCGCUACGAUUGGCUACUCUCAAAAGUUUGCUCGAACUGAUUGUGAAGCAAGUCUUGUAAGGCGGACGAGGAUGAAUUGCCGUCAAAGUUCUUAUGUUCUCAUUUUGUAGAGAUAUCAUCUCUUCGGGAAGUUAAGAUGAAGAUUGCUGUGGAAGGAUGUGCGCACGGUGACCUCGAGAAUAUAUACGCAACUCUGCAGCAUUUGGAGCUGGUUCAAAAUACGAAAAUUGACCUCUUGAUCUGUUGCGGCGAUUUUCAGGCAAUCAGAAAUGAGCACGAUAUGGAGUGUUUAGCCUGUCCGGCGAAGUAUCGUGAAAUUGGAAGCUUUUGGAAGUACUACUCAGGAAUUGAGAAAGCACCCUACCCCACCAUUUUUGUGGGAGGUAACCACGAGGCAUCUAAUUAUUUGUGGGAGCUAUAUUAUGGCGGCUGGGCAGCUCCAGAUAUUUACUUCAUGGGAUUCGCUGGCGUGAUAAAUUUUGGGGGUGUACGCAUUGGAGGUCUUUCUGGCAUAUACAAACCGAAGGACUAUCGAUCAGGGCAUUAUGAACGCGCUCCUUAUAAUGAGAGUGAUAUGAGGUCAAUAUACCAUAUACGAGAAUAUGAUGUGAACAAGCUUUUGCAAGUGAAAGAUACAGUGGAUAUUUUUAUUUCGCACGACUGGCCAUGUGGUGUUGUCAAUUUUGGAGACAAGCAAGGUCUCCUCCGUCGGAAGGCGUAUUUUCAACAGGAGGUUGAGCAAAACAAUCUCGGAAGCAAACCGGCGAUGCAAAUCCUGCAGAAGCUAAAACCAUCAUACUGGUUCUCUGCUCAUCUACAUACGAAGUUUGCUGCUCUGGUCCACCAUCAAGACGGCUCAGCUACAAAGUUUCUUGCUCUGGAUAAAUGUCUUCCUGGACGUGACUUUUUGCAGGUACUUGAGGUACCCAGCGGGGAUGGACCGUUUGAGUUCAAGUUAGACGAAGAAUGGUUAGCCAUAACACGCGCUUAUCACCCUUUUCUGCCUCUCACCAGAAGGCCUGCUGUUUAUCCACAGGACAUAUCGUUGGAGUCACACAGGCUGUGGGUGAAGGAACUUUUAAGUGUUCAUGGCAAAGACAGCCUUCCAGAGUUUGCCACGACAGCUGAGCCUUAUAACCCAACCCAGGGUGGCAAUGAACGUCAUCUUCAUGCCUUAAAUCGUGCAGGUCACACCAGAAAUCAACAGACAGAAGCCUUGAUAGAGGCAUUGGAGCUGGAGUACACUUUCGAUGGACCUGGUGGUGGUGACACCAUCAACCAAUAUAGCACUGUUGCGGAUCCUGAUGAAAUUCCACUUGACGAUGAAGAGGAUAUUGAUGCUCAAGUCGAAAAUGAUGAUGAGGCUGAAGCGGCCGCUACAGCAGUGAUUCUUCCCGAACAUGUAAAUGAUCCAAACGAAAUUUGUUUGAGCGAAAGUGACUUUGUCUAAAAUCAGUGAAGCUCAAUUCAUGAGAGAUGUGAGUAGCAAUGAGAUGUAUAUAUAUGUUGGUUUGCUGCCUUGUGGCAGUAAAUCAAAGCGGUUCAAAGGAACAAGUUUGCCGAACUGAAGCUAAGGACAAGUAAAGGGCCUCAUUUGGUAAACUGUACUGGAGCAUCGUUCUUGCCUUCGUUCCCUUAUGAUUGCUGGAGUCUUCUGUAUACUACCCUAAGAUCUGAGUGAAGAAAGUAGUGUGCACCAAUUUAGAAGUGGAUAACACUUACCUUCUUCAUUCACAAGUAGGAGAAUGCGCCAUCUCGGAUUUAUCAGGCUAACAUGACUAUCACGAUACUGAACAGUCAAAUGUCUUGCAAUAGACCAUUGUUAACUGCGUGGGGUUGUUUUGGCCUCGAUACCUACAUUCACAAGCUCACACCAGUCACAACAAUUUUAGAAGAGUCCCAAUAGUGCUCAGUGCUCAUGGUUUUAGAUACAUAGGGUUCACUCGAGAGGUAAGGCUCAACGCAAUUGGGAACGCAAAUGAAGGAUGUUUGACAGUCCAGUUUUGUUGAUGAUAUUUUAAAAAAGAUGAAUUCAUAAGUAUGCACGGAAUGAUGCGG